Messenger RNA from Pleuronectes platessa (European plaice), 7707 nucleotides. RefSeq names its product zinc finger protein 148 (gene znf148). Gene Ontology annotation, molecular function: DNA-binding transcription factor activity, RNA polymerase II-specific; RNA polymerase II cis-regulatory region sequence-specific DNA binding. Lineage: Eukaryota; Metazoa; Chordata; Actinopteri; Pleuronectiformes; Pleuronectidae. Gene Ontology annotation, biological process: regulation of transcription by RNA polymerase II. The record is from RefSeq and is a predicted model, not a curated record. Bases 831 to 3311 code for a protein of 826 amino acids. The transcript has 7 exons.
ACGCGUCGUAUUGUUUGUCUUGGUAGCGAGCUAUAGCUAGUUAGCUUCACUAGCAUAGGGGCCUGUGGAGCGCAGUGGGUGAGGAAGCUAUAGCGCCGCUGAGAAGUUUGCCUGUACGAAGUUGUAUUUCGUGUCUGUCGUGGCGUUGGUGCGAGCUGGGAUUCAUUCUCGCGUGUUGCGUGUGAGAGGACUCGUCCCUCACUGUACAGAUGCGGUGUCAACUGAAUACUGCGGCUACAGGAGCUUCUCAAUGUUUGCAGCUACGUGCUAGCAGCUAAUUAACUAGCUUCAUGCAGGCCGUAGAUAGUGGUCGAGUACUUGCAUAGUAAAAGACUGGGCUUCCGGUCGUAGCCUUCAGAAUAAGGCGUCCAGUAAGACAUGUGCUGGGUAGUCAGUGGAAGAGUUAAAGCAGCAACAUUAAAUGUAUCCUGUGACAUUUGCUGGGUGGGAUUAUGCUAUAGUUAUAAGUCUCGACUAGAAUACAAAUAACUGAAAUAAGGUCAUAUUUAGUUUUCAGGAUACUUACUUAUUUGCUUGGCUGAUGUGGUUUAUGGCCCUACUCAGAUCAUACUAGUACCGAUUUUCAAAAAUAAUUUAAGUUCUAUCGUUGUUUGGUUUAUUGUACACGCUGUCCUGUUCGAAAUAAUAAGCGAGGUUUUAAUUUGAAGGAGCGCCGGCCCCUCUUCCUACGUCUCUGCAGCGGUUUUGGUUGUGAACGUGAUGAAGUUAGCAGCUCUGACAGGCGCGGCUAGCUAGCUAGCUAGCAGGCUAGCUGCCAGGCGAGGGACUUAACCCACUUAACCCGUGUGACACAAACUACUCUAUGUAAGAUGAACGCUGAUGACAAGUUGGAUGGCAUGCUGCUGAAGUGCAGCAGCGGAGGGAUAGAGGGAGGAACGCGAGUCGGGCUGGCCGGCGGAAGAGGACUAGUGGUGAUGACCCUGGGUGAACGGUCACUGGUGAACCACCCUCUCUUGGACGAGGAAGACGACGAGGAAGACGACGAGGAGGAGGACGACGAGGAGGAGGACUUGACCGGGACCUCGCUGGUCACUCACGACCUUCUCCCACCAGAGCAGCUGAUGAUGCAAGAGGAGAUGAUGAAGAAUAUUGGUGUCGGAGAUGGAGAAGAGGAGGAGGGAGGAGGAGAGGUGGGAGUGCAUUUCCCCCUAAAACUCACCAAUAAGUUGCCGUGCUCGCUACAUAUGCCAAUGAGCAUCAAGCAGGAAGUGAAGCUGUCUGAACCAGCGGUCCAGAUAAGGAAGGACAAGAAGGCAUGCAAGGACCUGCUGGUUUGUCCCAAGAAGAAGAAAAGGAAGCAGCAUUCACCAGCAAAGAUUCUCAGCAACAAUGACGACGAAUCAUUGGGCAUGCAGAAUCCCAAGUGUCACAUCUGUGGUCACUGUAAUGCUGCAUUCCGAACCAACUAUCAUCUGCAGAGGCACGUCUUCAUUCACACUGGUGAAAAGCCCUUUCAGUGCAGCCAGUGUGACAUGCGCUUCAUUCAGAAAUAUCUCCUCCAGCGACACGAGAAGAUCCACACUGGGGAAAAGCCUUUUCGCUGUGAUGAGUGUGGGAUGAGAUUCAUUCAGAAGUAUCACAUGGAGCGACACAAGAGGACUCACAGUGGAGAGAAGCCCUACCAAUGUGACUACUGUCACCAGUACUUCUCCAGAACAGACCGGGUUUUAAAGCACAGGCGAAUGUGUCACGAGAACAGGGAGAGAAAGAACAACAAGGCUGCUGGAAAAGUGGGAGCUUCACGUGAAGCAGAUUCUUUAGGUCUCCCCACGCUUGCCAAAGAGUGCUCACUGCCCAAGAAGAAGCGCCAGAAGUGUGCAGACAAGAGCUCAGGCGCUUCCUCCACUGUCCAGACGGAAGGGCACAUCAUCGCUGUUGUAGAAACGGAGGAGAAGGAGGAGCAGAGACAGAAAAAAAUUGAAGUUCCACCUCUCUAUGAUGUGUCCUCCAAAGUCAAACACGAGUAUGUGAUUGCCGACUACUCAGUGGAGUUUCCUGAAGACAUGGCCGGCCACCACCAAGAAGAAGAAGAAGACGACGUGUCAUCAGAGGAGACGACCCCUCCUAAGCUCGUUCUGAAGAAAGUCCCCAAGAGGAGUCUGAAGCAGUCCAGUGAACAGACUCCUCCUUGUCUGUCCACGUUGUCUUCCUUCGAGGAAAAUACCAAGGUCACACAGUACACCUUUGAAAUCGUGGACAAGCAAGGUCUUCUAGAAAUAGAAAGCAACACUGAACUGGAGUCAGUCGAAACCCUUCAAGGUGGACCAACGAAGCCAGCAGCCAGCAGCACAAACUAUGACGACGCCAUGCAGUUCCUCAAGAAGAAACGUUACCUUCAGGCGGCGAUGGCCAACAACAGUCGGGAUUAUGGCCUGAACACAAGCAGCAUCUCCUCCCAGCCGCCUGUUACACAAACCGUGGUGUCGGCAGUCAUUGACGAAACUGUCCCCGUCACCAUUCUGGACCCGCAGCCAAUCAACGCAGAGAUCAAGGCAGCUCACGACAAGAGUGUGUUACCAGAUGAGGUUCUUCAGACGCUGUUGGAGCACUACUCCAACAAAGCUAACGGGCAGUCGGACAUCUCCUUUAGCGUAGCAGACACGGAGGUGACGUCAAGCAUAUCCAUCAAUUCCUCCGACGUUUCGGACAGCAGCCCCGUUGAGAGCCUCGGAGCCUCCAGCGCCCAGGCUCCCCCGGCAACAGAGAAGGUCAGCCUCCUGCAAGAGUACUCCAAGUUUCUCCAGCAAGCCUUGGAGAGGACCAGCCAGAACGACACCUACCUGACCAGCCAGAGCCUCAGCCUGGUCUCUGAAAGCCCCACGUUAGCCGGACAGCCUCUGUUCUCCACAGAGAAACAGUUUCCUUCCCCCAGCCGGUUCAAAUCAGGAAUGAGCUCCCCGCUGAGGUCCACUGUAGACAAACCUCACUUUGGAUUACUGGUCGGGGACUCCCAGCACUCGUUUUCAUUUUCAGGCGAUGAAACCACCCCUCCCUCCGCAGUGUCCCCCGCUGAGGAGGACUUUCUGGAGCAGGUCUCGCCCUCUAAAAAGACAGAGUCCUCACCGGGAAUACUGCAGACAUUUCAGAUAAGCUCCUUCGAUCAGAACUUCAAAACUCACUUCCAGACAUCGAGAUCUGGAGCCUCCUCACAGUUUACUGUAAACAACGGACAAGUAAGUCUCCGGGCACACAGCACGGACUUUGCAGAGUUCCCCUUAGUCAGAGUCACUGAGAACAGAUCUCAACUUAACUCCUCCCCAGACGUUUCAUCCAGUGAAACAUUUGGCUGAAGGGACGUCAGGGGGGUGGUGUCAUCAUUCAUUUCUGUCAAUAAUUUCGGCUGCACUUUAUCUCAUGUCUCCUGUUUUGCCAAAACAAGUCCUGUUGUAAACGAGUGCUCUUUCUCAAAGCAUUUGAUCACAAAACUCAUUCAUGAUCUUUUUUCUUGCUAAGUUCAACCUCAACCGAAUGGAAGUACUGACAAUGAAUUAAUCACAAGCAUUUCCCCUUUAAAAAAAAAGUUAAUUCUAAUCACGUGUGGGUAUAUUUCUCACCCCAGAAUGUACAUGAAGAGAUAAGGUGACCAAAGUUUAAAGUUUGAGGAAAUAAUAUGAAAAUGAUUAUGAAAUAUUCUCUCAUACUUUUGCCAUAGAGUUUAUUUUGAAUGUGUUUAUUUGUCAAUCAGUUUGCCUUUUGCUGCUUAAUGCAAUAUUUCCACUAUUUAAAAUGUAGGCCCUAUUUAUGUAUUACUUUUUUUCUCUUUCUGUAGCUACCUCCCCCGAGCUGUGUAUCUGGUUAUAGUUCAGUUCACUAUGACGCCAGGGCCACACUGGAAUGCGUGAGCGCUGCUGGUGCAUUGGAGUCCGUCUCGCUUCUCAUUUCUGUGCCUGUGUCCUCAGCUCAGAGCGGCCACACUGCCCAUGCUUUUCUUUUAGAGAGUUUGGGUCUCACCUAUUUUUCUCUUAAGCACCGCACUUGGUUCACAGCAAAAUAGAUGGUGAAAAUGAUCUUUCACCUGAGUUUCAAAGUCUAAGGGUUGUAUAUGUCACAAUAAUUGAUAUUUACGUAGAAGCACCCUUGCGUUUCUGUUGACUGAAUCCAUUUGUCUGUUUUAACAAGGUGCACCAUAAGAUGCACAACUUUCCUACAGUAGAGUCCUGGCAUUUAGUUGAGCACAUCACUUUAUUAUACUAUUGAUAUCUAUAUAUAUAUAUAUGUAUAUUUACAUAUAUAGUUAUAAUAUUAUUUAUACAGUCAUCAAAGCAGAAACUUCGAGUAGCAGCUCUGCAGCAGACACACAACACACAGCUGAACAGAAGCGAGCGACACACAGCAGAUCGGUGACGCUGCUGUCACACACUGCACACGCACCCAGUUCGGCCCGGGUGGGAACUCCUGUUAAACUGCUCAUUAAAAUGAAACCAGAGAUUAUUGACUAAAUGUCUUUUUGAACUGGCCUCAAAUGGGUGUUUCUACACAAUGCGUGUAAUGAUGUUUGUCAGAUCUGAUUCUCAUUCACAGAUUCAACCUAAUUUGGUUUCUGUGAUGUCCCAAAAUAAUUCUCAAUCAUGAAUUGUUUAACAUUCAUGAUUGAUUUUCCAAGCAGUGACUUUUACCAAUAUAACUUCAGUGCAGUAUAAACUGUGCAAUAUAUAAAAAGGCUGGGCCGAUUAGAUCUGAAAGAUUUUCUCCCCCCCCCCCAAAAAAAAAGCUGCACGCAUGUAAUGACUGCAGGAUAAUUCUUAUUUUCUCUUGGUUGUUGUGAAAUCACACAACAGGAUUGUGCUUAAUGUUUGCACAACUUGCACAUUAUUCACUACAAGGGAUGUGGCACUUAUAUCACAGUGGAUGAGUUGCAUUAUACCUUUAUUUAAAAAAGGCAAAAAGUGAGAUUUCUGACAUGGACCACUUAUUGUGAAAGCCCCUGUGUCAGAUAUACAUUAUGAGAUGACCCUCUUUGCUUUAGUCACUUAGCUGCAGCUUGAUGUCUGGUUCUUAUCGGAGCUUGCACUGGUUUCUGGGGAACAAAACCACCAUGACGAGAACCCUUUCUUUUCAUUGAAGGUCAAAGGUCAAAGAAAACAAGGUGAUUGGUUUUCAAGUUUCAUCAGUUUUGUAUUUGUGCCUUUCUUUCUUUUUCUUUUUUCUUUUUCUUUUCUCAUUCUUUUACAUGCAUUUCUCUGCCAAUGUUCUUAAGUUACUAAUUCAACUUGCACAAUAUCACACACAUAAGCUAUAUCAACCUGUUCAGUCUGUGAUACGUUGAGAUGUGGGAGCUUUGUUUAAUUUUGCCCGUCAUAGACUUCAAGAAAGAAAUAGCACAAAGUCAAGUCUCAAACCAUUACCUGGACCAUGCUACAGUUUGUCCAUAUGAGUCAUGUUAUAUAUAUAUAUAUAUACGUAGUUUUGAUCAUGAUCAGCUCGUAAGCAACAUCUGUCUAUAGGCCUUGUUUUAAAUAUGGUUGAGUGAGGUCUCCUCUGUACUUUAUCGCACUCUUCACUGUAUUCCACGUGUACAUUUUUGUGUAACGUCUUAGGUGCUAUUGUGUUGAUCACUGUACCAUCGAAAACUAGGUUUGCUCCCCCCCCCCCCCUUGAGCUCCCUCUUGUUAACGUUUCUGCUGACAAUCAGGGACAGACGGACAUAGGCGCCGAUUCUGUGGGUGAUCCGGGGUAACAUUACCAUUGAUUCGAUACCGAAACUAGGAUUGAUAAUCCUGGGAAAGCUAUCGACAGCCGGCUACCCUUUGAAAAUGCAACGAAACAUCCCACCCCCUCCCAUUGGCCCUCUCGUCAAAGCUACGCCUUCAAAACACAUGAACGUAUACUGACUGACAACUGCUGGAAGCCGUCUUUUCCGUGACUUGCCCGCUAACCUCGGUCUAUCGUCUCUGCUUCAGCUGUGUGUCCCUCCAGCUGAAGACUCCAGUCAUGCGUAAUCAGAGCCCAGGCAGGGUGCACACAUUCAUGCAGGUUGGUUAGUGACAGACAGGUUCGUCAGCGAAUGGUCCUGUUUAAUACAGUUCUAUGAGCAGUUGUAUUUUUCCUGUCUUUAUAUUGUGAACUGGAUUUCAACAACUAGGAUUAAAAGUGUUUCAGAAUCAACUGACCAGCCCUGAACUUCACGGAUGGUGUGAGAUUACAACAGCUGGAGGGACCACACACGUCUGUGAUUGCUUGCAACUCUGUCAGUGUCCUGCUCAAAACCCUAGUCACCAAUCAAUGUCAGUUAAACUUAAGAUCUCCGGUCAUAUGUUUUAUUUAGGGCGAGUGUCAACUGAGAUGAAAGUUACUUCACGGCUGCAUGCGGGUCGUUCCUGUUAAUUUCCUAAGGUGCUGAAAAGCACCGAUUUGUCAACUUUUUUACAAAUUAGCAAUUCAAGUAAGCUAUGGUUUUUGCAUUGGCUUUAUUUUUCGACGUGGGGGUCGGGUCGGCACAUCCAACUGUUUCAAGCUCCCAUUGGCUGCGGCAUAAAUCGACGCCUACGCAUACAACCACCCGCAUUAAUCCCAAGAUACUUUAUUUUAUCCUCAUUGAACAUUCCCUCUAGAAUGUACAGACAAUAUUCUGCUGUAAAUACAUUGUAUAUUUUUUACGUUCUGAGAAGUACUGUUCGAUCUCUGUCGGUCGCGGGACAAGGCUCAUGCAAGAGACACUUUUUGUCAGAGAAAGGCACAUCUAUUCGUUUUCAGCAUUCACGCUGUGUGUUCCUGAGGAUAGUGUGUAAACAAUGUUAGCAGAAGACAAUUGACCCUUUUACGGUUUUAUUGGUUAUAAAAUUGCUUGGGACAUUAAUGCAGUCGAUUUUGCAUCAUGAUGGGUUUUGACUGUACAAAUAUGUAUGUAGAAAAACACCCAGAAAGUAAUGCUCCAGCGUUUUAGUGUUCACCCUCAGCAGCUUAAAUUCAUGUCAGUUCAAGUAGAUUUUGAGUGGAAUAUUACUCCAAAAAAAAAUCUCUUUCUGUGGGUAAAAUAUUCCUUUACCUCCCUGUUUCACUGAAAGCAGUUUUUAAAAGCACAUUGCAGAUGAGUAAUUCUGUUUUGGGAAAUUGUAAACCCCAUUAAAGUGUUCAUUUUGAAUUCAGUUAAAAAAAAAACCUGUUGAUGGAGAUUCAUGAUCUUCUAUGAGCAGUACAACGGUAUUUGUUUUCCUUUUAAUGAACUACUGUCAGUAACCUGGCCAUAAGUGUCCUUGUAUAAGCGAGAGAAAAAAAAGCUUGUCUGAAAAAGAAAAAGAUCUGAAUCAUGAAUUUUUUGAUAAAAAGUAUUUUUGAAACAUGUCAUCUAUUGCUACCCUCGUUUCCUCUCUGUAUAAGUCCUUUGUGUCAAGAUGAUUCAAACAGGAUGGAGCGUGAACCUGAACCGGCGUUUUCAUACUUCUAACGAACUCUGACGAGGAAGCCUCAUCGCUCCACUGCCACCAGGGGGCGGGAUAGCGUUGAUCUCAAGUUAGACAGGGAAGUUUGUUUGCAUGGGCUCUAACUUGUCGGGUCGAGUGAACUUGUUCUUUUUUUUUUUUUUUUAAUAACGUGCAGCUUUAAUUGUAGCUGGUAAAUUUCAGUCAAGUAACCCCAUAUGAUUAGAUCUUUUUGCAAUAUGUUAUGGUUUGUAAAACAAUCAGAUUAAAUUGUUGUUUUGAUUGUUGUGUGUCAUGUCCUUAUAAAUAAAAAUGAUUCACACCAUGA